UAUCUGCAAUUCUCCCUAGAAAACUUCAUCUCUCUUCUGCCCAACUUUCAAAAAUAAAUAAUCGAAAUUGAAAAAAAAAAAAAAUAGAAGAAAAGAUCAGAGUGAAAAUGGCAAGUGAAUUUGAACGUUCACGAAACAAUAAUUUCUACGACACCGAUGGCGAAGAGGAGGAAGACGACGAUGAAGAAGAAGAAGAAAGCGAAGACGGCGGCGGCGAGGAGCAAGGGGCGGAGAAAAAUUUAUUCAACUGCCGGAGCAUUUACGGCGGCGGUUGCGGCGGUCGGCGGCGCGGAGGAUCCGUUUUCGGCAAGGUAUUGGACCCUAAAGCCGCAUGGGUUCAGGAAUGGAACCGGGUUUUCCUCCUAGUGUGCGCCACCGGUCUAUUCGUGGACCCGCUCUUCUUCUACACUCUCUCUAUAAGCGACAACUGCAUGUGCCUGUUCGUGGACGGCUGGUUCGCCACCACCGUCACGGUUCUCCGGUGCAUGACCGACGCCUUAUACCUCUGGAACAUGUGGCUGCAGUUCAAGAUUAACCGCCGCCCGCAUAUUACGGGUGCCAGGACUAGACUUCAUAACAACCGUAUGGGUAUGGGUGCCGCCUUACGACUCUGGAAGGCUAAGAAGGGCUUCCUAUUUGAUCUUUUUGUUAUCCUUCCAAUGCCUCAGAUAGUGCUGUGGGUGGCAAUCCCAGCAUUGCUGAAGAGAGGGUUGACGACAGAAGUGAUGACAGUUUUGUUAAUAAUGUUUCUGCUCCAAUACCUGCCGAAGAUCUACCACUCCGUCCGCAUUCUGCGGCGGAUGCAGAGUCUCUCCGGCUACAUCUUCGGCACCGUCUGGUGGGGGAUCGCUCUCAACAUGAUCGCAUAUUUUGUUGCCUCCCACGCAGUAGGGGCAUGUUGGUAUUUGCUGGGUAUCCAACGAGCUGCUAGAUGCUUUAAAGAACAAUGUGGGAUGAAAAAUGGGUGUGGUCUUCGGAUGCUGGCUUGUGAAGACCCAAUAUACUAUGGAACCACAACUGUUGUGAAGGACAGGUCACGUUUGAUGUGGGGUGAAAAUGCGCACGCAAGAACAACUUGUCUCACCGAAGAUAAUUUUACUUAUGGUGCAUAUAGAUGGACUGUCCAACUUGUUAUAAACGAAAAUCGUCUCGAAAAGAUACUUUUUCCUAUCUUCUGGGGACUCAUGACUCUCAGUACUUUCGGUAAUUUGGAGAGCACAACAGAUUGGCUAGAGGUAGUUUUCAUAAUCAUUGUGCUUACCAGUGGGCUCCUUCUUGUCACCAUGUUGAUUGGAAACAUCAAGGUGUUUUUGCAUGCAACGACGUCAAAGAAACAGGCAAUGCAGUUGAAGAUGAGGAACAUAGAGUGGUGGAUGAGGAGGCGGCGGUUGCCGACGGAAUUCCGGCAGAGAGUGAGAAAUUACGAGCGGCAGCGCUGGGCGGCAAUGCGCGGCGUUGAUGAAUGUGAAAUGAUCCGAAACCUCCCUGAAGGUCUUAGGAGAGACAUCAAAUAUCAUCUGUGUUUGGACUUGGUUAGACAGGUUCCUUUAUUUCAACAUAUGGAUAAUUUGGUCCUGGAAAACAUAUGUGACAGGGUGAAAUCCCUUAUAUUUACAAAGGGAGAAACGAUAACAAGAGAAGGUGAUCCAGUGCAGAGAAUGUUAUUUAUAGUAAGAGGUCAUCUCCAAAGCAGCCAAGUACUACGAGAAGGCGUAAAAAGUUGCUGCAUGUUAGGCCCCGGAAACUUCAGCGGCGACGAGCUCCUCUCAUGGUGUCUCCGCCGCCCCUUCGUGGAGCGGCUACCGCCGUCCUCCUCCACGCUAGUCACCCUGGAAGCCACGGAGGCGUUCGGGCUGGAAGCCCAAGACGUGAAGUACGUAACGCAGCAUUUCCGGUACACAUUUGUGAACGAGAAAGUGAAGAGAAGCGCAAGGUAUUACUCUCCCGGGUGGAGAACAUGGGCGGCGGUGGCGAUUCAGCUGGCCUGGAGGAGAUACCGGCAUCGGUUAACGCUGACCUCGCUCUCGUUCAUAAGGCCGAGGAGACCGCUGUCUAGAUGUUCUUCUCUCGGAGAAGACAGGCUCAGGCUUUAUACAGCGUUGUUGACAUCCCCGAAACCUAAUCAGGAUGAUUUUGACUUCUAAUCUAAGGACUAAGAUCGAUCGAAUUGCUUAGUUGAACACAUUGCAUUGCAUGUAAUAUGAUGUUAUGUUUUUGUAAGGAAUAUAAUAGUUGUCUCGUAUCCAUCUUCAUUCUUCUUUUAUAUGCAUCGAUCAUUUUUUUUUUC
This is a messenger RNA of Ipomoea triloba (trilobed morning glory), 2287 nucleotides long. RefSeq names its product cyclic nucleotide-gated ion channel 4. Gene Ontology annotation, biological process: monoatomic ion transport; transmembrane transport. The coding region runs from base 108 to 2144 and encodes 678 amino acids. Lineage: Eukaryota; Viridiplantae; Streptophyta; Magnoliopsida; Solanales; Convolvulaceae. Gene Ontology annotation, molecular function: monoatomic ion channel activity. Gene Ontology annotation, cellular component: membrane. The transcript has 7 exons. The record is from RefSeq and is a predicted model, not a curated record.